AUGGAUAGCGGUGCGCCAGGUGGUAGCGGAAAAAGCAUAGAUGGCUCGGCUUCACCUGUUAGUGCUAGAAGUGCUGCUGAAGACGAAGAAGUGCUGCAUUCGGAUAUCCUCAAUACGGUUAUGAUGAGCUGGGAGGCGGAUGAGAGGGAAAGCCUAGCGAAAGAUUUGUUGCGUUCACGUCAGGAAAGAGAUGUGUUGAAGGUGAGCUAGAU
Messenger RNA from Cylicostephanus goldi, 212 nucleotides. NCBI's taxonomy places the organism in Eukaryota, Metazoa, Nematoda, Chromadorea, Rhabditida, Strongylidae. The record is from the annotation of a GenBank genome assembly.